AUUAUGACCUCAUUUUCCAGAAUACUGACAUGACAUUCUUAAGAAGAAAAGUUAACUCUGGAUCAGCUGAAGUUUAGAAUCAUCAUCUAGCUUACUGUCAAAGGCCUAACUGAACUCUUUCCUCCCCACUCCUCCCACCCUCCUUUAUAAAUUGAUUUGGAAAUUUUAUUUCUCUAACUGUACUAUAGAUGCUUCUUUGACGGCUGUUCCGACACCACUGAUGCUUUCACUCAUGAGAUCGGAAUAUGAGAGUCUUUGUAUUUCUGACCCAAGGCAAGGAGUAGGGAGCCAUAUACCAACACAACCUGUGAUGACUCAGCCUGGCUGGGGUGUCUAUGACAGGACCACCAUCACAACUGUUGCACAGACUUCAGGGGAUUGGAGCACUAGCCUCUUCAAUGUUUGCAGUGACAAAAAAAUUUGUUUCUGUGGUCUCUUUUGUACCAUGUGUCUUGAGUGUAACAUUGCAAGACAUUAUGGAGAAUGUUUAUGUUGGCCAUUAUUACCCAACUCCACCCUUGCAUUAAGAGUAGGCACCAGAGAGAGACAUAAAAUACGGGGCACUCUGUGUGAAGACUGGUUGGUUGUGCACUGCUGCUGGCCCCUUUCUGUCUGCCAGAUGGCUCGGGAACUUAAGAUGAAGACAACCCAAAUGGAUGAAGUCUGUGCAGCUCCUUCAACUCAAGGUUUUUGGGCCCCUGGAACUAAAGAGUUAAUUGUUUGAAAGAAAUAUGUUUUUCCUUUUCCCCCAAAAAGCAGCAAACAACAACUUAGUGAGUAGAAAAAAAUGACCCCACUUUCUCCGUAAUUAUUCAAUGACAUAGUAUUAAAAAUAAAAUAUUUUCCAUAUUGUAUCUGUA
This is a messenger RNA of Phascolarctos cinereus (koala), 860 nucleotides long. It is a transcript of the gene PLAC8L1, whose product is annotated as PLAC8 like 1. The record is from RefSeq and is a predicted model, not a curated record. Lineage: Eukaryota; Metazoa; Chordata; Mammalia; Diprotodontia; Phascolarctidae.